Messenger RNA from Gastrolobium bilobum, 885 nucleotides. Its product is annotated as transcription repressor KAN1-like. NCBI's taxonomy places the organism in Eukaryota, Viridiplantae, Streptophyta, Magnoliopsida, Fabales, Fabaceae. Gene Ontology annotation, molecular function: DNA binding; DNA-binding transcription factor activity. Bases 1 to 885 code for a protein of 294 amino acids. The transcript is spliced from 6 exons. The record is from RefSeq and is a predicted model, not a curated record.
AUGAAGGCUGAAGCUGAGAGCAUUCUUAAAUGGUCUUUAACUCCAACUAUGUCUUCUUCUUCUUCUUCUCCCAUUAGCAGUGUUAUUAAUAAUAACCCUUCACACCCAUCUCAAUCAAGAGCUGUUCACCUUCGUUGUUUCGGUUCUCAUCAGCUUCCAGAGAAAAGCCUGAAAACGCCAAUGGUUAGGUCUUACGUUCGAUCAAAAAGGCCUCGGCUUCGUUGGACACCAGAUCUCCAUCGUUGCUUCGUGCAUGCAGUUCAAAGGCUAGGAGGAGAAGAAAGGGCAACGCCAAAAAUGAUUUUACAACUAAUGAAUGUGAAGGGGCUUACUAUACUUCAUGUUAAAAGCCACCUUCAGAUGUACAGAAGCAUGAAGCAAGAGCGGGAGAGUCAAGCAAAGAAGAAUGAUAAGGCACCAGUUGUAGCUUCCACAUUCUCCUCAACUUUUGACUCAAGCUACGGCCAACAGAAUCCUCAGCAAGUGAGCUGCGCAACUCAUUAUACAGAAGAGCUUGCUCGCACCCAAGCUCAAUGGAAUCAUCAUGAGCAGGAGGAGUCUUACAAUAAUAACAACGGAGGUGAAUCGAUUAUGGUGUGUAACGGAGAUGAACAGAAGAAGAUGCACAACUACAUAAUCUUCGAGGAUCUUCUAAGAAACCAGAGCACCCAAGAGAACAAAAGUCCUCCUAAAAAGAUUUCACUAGGGCCUGCUGAUUACAAAAGCGACCAUAAAAGAUUCGAAGAUAUAACUGCCAUAGGAGAGAGAGCGAAUGAAGACAUACUGUCCCUGUCACUGAGCUCAAGAGGUUUACAUCCAUUCUUGAACCGGAGCGACCCUAGUCUAUAUGCAAAUGAUGUCUCUCUUGAACUCAAGCUCGCUUAA